Diceros bicornis minor is the source of this 2907-nucleotide messenger RNA. RefSeq names its product suppressor of cytokine signaling 3 (gene SOCS3). The record is from RefSeq and is a predicted model, not a curated record. Gene Ontology annotation, molecular function: 1-phosphatidylinositol-3-kinase regulator activity. The coding region runs from base 556 to 1245 and encodes 229 amino acids. Lineage: Eukaryota; Metazoa; Chordata; Mammalia; Perissodactyla; Rhinocerotidae. The transcript has 2 exons. Gene Ontology annotation, cellular component: phosphatidylinositol 3-kinase complex. Gene Ontology annotation, biological process: intracellular signal transduction; phosphatidylinositol phosphate biosynthetic process.
GGCCGCCCGCGGCCCCUCCCUCGCCCUCCGCGCGCAGCCUUUCAUUGCUGCGAGUAGUGACUAAACAUUACAAGAAGGCCGGCCGCGCAGUUCCAGGAAUCGGGGGGCGGGGCGCGGCGGCCUCGUAUAUACCCGCGAGCGCGGCCUCCGCGGCGGCUCCGACUCGGACUCCCCGCGCCGCCGCCGUCGCCACCGCCGCGACUCCGGCCCCGGACGCCGCCCGCCGGGCCCAGCUCCCGCCGCAGCCCCUCGCCUCGCCCCCGCCCGGCCGGCCCAGGGGCGCGCAGGGGGCAGGGCGGGUGCCCCGGCGAAGCCCGAGGGACGCGCGCGCGAGGGCCCCUUUGUGGACUUCACGGCCGCCAACAUCUGGGCUCAGCGGGGGCCACCGCUGGCCGCCGCGCCCCCGUCUCGCCUUGGGGACCUUAGGAGGCGCAGCCACAGGGCCGAAGACUUCAGUUUGGGACCAGCCCCCCGGGAUGCGGUAGCGGCCGCUGUGCGGAGGCCGCCGAGCAGCUGCAGCCGCCGCCGCGCAGAUCCACGCUGGCUCCGUGCGCCAUGGUCACCCACAGCAAGUUUCCCGCCGCCGGGAUGAGCCGCCCCCUGGACACCAGCCUGCGCCUCAAGACCUUCAGCUCCAAGAGCGAGUACCAGCUGGUGGUGAACGCAGUGCGCAAGCUGCAGGAGAGCGGCUUCUACUGGAGCGCCGUGACGGGCGGCGAGGCGAACUUGCUGCUCAGCGCCGAGCCCGCCGGCACCUUCCUCAUCCGCGACAGCUCUGACCAGCGCCACUUCUUCACGCUCAGCGUCAAGACCCAGUCGGGGACCAAGAACCUGCGCAUCCAGUGCGAAGGGGGCAGCUUCUCGCUGCAGAGCGAUCCCCGGAGCACGCAGCCGGUGCCACGCUUCGACUGCGUGCUCAAGCUGGUGCAUCACUACAUGCCGCCCCCGGGCGCCCCCUCCUUCCCCUCUCCGCCGACUGAACCCUCCUCCUCGCCCUCCUCCGAGGUACCGGAGCAGCCGCCAGCCCAGCCGCUCCCGGGGAACCCCCCCAGGAGAGCCUAUUACAUCUACUCGGGGGGCGAGAAGAUCCCUCUGGUGUUGAGCCGGCCCCUCUCCUCCAACGUGGCCACUCUCCAACAUCUCUGUCGGAAGACGGUCAACGGCCACCUGGACUCCUAUGAGAAAGUCACCCAGCUGCCUGGACCCAUUCGGGAGUUCCUGGACCAGUACGAUGCCCCGCUUUAAAGAGAGCAAAGGGCAGGGGUCAGGCGAGGGGCCUGGGUCCCCUCCUGCGUGGCACAUGGCACAAGCACAAGCACCCAGCCGUGAGGGUCCUGCAGCUCUGGGUGAACCAGCGGGUGGACAGGCCCCUCCCUCCCACCCUUCCCCCUGCAGAAUGGGGCAAGCGGGACCUGGAAUGUGUUUGAGGGAAGGGAGAGUGCCACCUGAACGCCCCUCCCCCCUCCAGCUUCUCCGGAGGGAGGAGCCAGCUGGCCUGGUGGGACAGCAGCAAGGACAGCAGUGGAUUCUCCUCUCUUCGCUUCCUCCCCCCCCUGCACUUCCAAACAGGGGACACUGCGGAGGGUUGAACUAUGAGAACUGCCGGGGAAUCUUCAAACUUUCCAGCGGAACUUGUUUGCUCUUUUGAUUUGGUUUAAAACGAAGCUUUAAACCUGAGCAGGUGUCGGGCCUGGGAAAAGGUGACGAGUGAGGGCGCCUUAGGGGCGUCAGGGCUGCAGGCUGGCCAAGGAAAUGGCCACUCCCACCGCCCAGCCCAGGUGAGGAGGGUGGCUGCUUGCUCCUCCCCUGGCUCUGGGGAGAAGGGCAAGGGGUGACCUGAAGGGGACCAUUCUGCUCCCCCUCCUACUCCCCCUUGAGACAGCCACUGGAAACACAGGUCCUAGAGUUCAUCUAGUGCCUGAGAGCCCAGGGCCCUUCCCCCGUUUUAAGGGGGAAGUGGCAUUUGGAGGGGGAUGGACGAGCUGGUCAAUUGUUCUUUCCCCACCCAUUCUAUACCUUCCAGCACCUGCAGGGUAGGGAGAGGGUGGAGGAGAUAGCCAUCGUCGACCCCAGACAGAGAAGAUGGGGGAUUCUACUUUGUGCCUCUUGACUAUGUCUGGCUAGGAGAUUUCGCCUUAAAUGUUCCCUGUCCCAUGGAUAGGGACUGGCACACAGAAGCCACACACUCAGCCAAUCCAGACAGAGGCCAAGGGAUUCUCGGAGGGCAUGCAGCGGGCCACUCAACCAUGGCAGUGGGCAGGGGGUGGAGAUAGAUGGGGGGCAGAGAUCCACGCCUCCCAGCUGAGUGCUGGUAGAAUGCUAGCCUAGUUGGUAUUGGCCAGUCACAGGGGCCUCAUGGUGCCUGGGCUCUGGCCAGAGCAGAACCACCAGGUCCCACAGCCCCCCAGGCCUUGCACAGCCCUCCCUCCUCACCUGGGGUGGGGGGCACAGGCAGGAAGUCAUCGAGAGGCCAGGGCCCCUGCCACCCCAGCUGCUCCCGCUCUGAUAGCACUGAUCAGUGAAAACUUACAGGAAUGUAGCAGCGACAGAAUUACCUGGAACUGUUCUUUUUUGGGGAAAACUAAACAAACACAAAGUUUUCUGUGUCAGGUAUUGGGCUGGAUGGGGCAGCUGUGUGGUGGGGUGUUUUUUUUCUGUUAUUUUGUGGGGUUUUUUGUUUGUUUUUUAAUAAUGUUUACAAUCUGCCUCAAUUACUCUGUCUUUUAUAAAGAUCCCACCUCCAGUCCUCUCCCCUCCCCCCACCCAGGCCUUCGAGGCUGUUAGGAGAUGCUUGAAGAACUCAACAAAAUACCAGUUCAAGUCAAACUUUGCACAUAUUUAUAUUUAUAUUCAAAAAAGAAACAUUUCAGUAAUUUAUAAUAAAGAGCACUAUUUUUUAAUGAAAAA